CGCAUUACAAGGCCGCGGUGAAGGCUUGACCUGCGUCCAAACUUUAAACAAACGUAACUUUGUGCUUAGUUAUCCGAUAGUAGCCAAAUUGUUUUUGAUUCCGCAUAAUUUUUUGAGAUCUUGCAGACCGCAAACCGCCAUUUGGUCCCCCAUUCGUCCCGAAAAAACGUCGUUUGCUACCCCGAACGAGCCUUUUUUCAAUUUCGUCAAACUUUGAACGACCAUAACUUUGUGCUCCACAAUCCGAAAAUCAUGAAUUAUUUUUUAGUUCACAUAACUUUUUUAAGGACUACAAUUUUUAUCAUAGACAUAAUUUCGGAAUGUACUUGGAUUCCUGAAAUGGGAAGGUAAAGUUAUUCCCAAAAUUCCGUAUAUCCAAAAAUAAUUCGUUUUUUGAAAAUUCUCUCCUUCUAAAAAUUGUAGUCCUUAAAUAGUUAUGUGAAAUAAAAAAAACAUUCAUGAUUUUCGGAUUGUGGAGCACAAAGUUAUGGUCGUUCAAAGUUUGACGAAAUCGAAAAAAGGCUCGUUCGGGGUAGCAAACGACGUUUUUUUGCAAGACCUCGAAAAAUUAUGCGGAAUAAAAAAAUUUCGCUACGAACGGAUAACCGAGCACAAAAUUACGUUAGUUUAAAGUUUCGACGCAGGUCAGGCUUCAUCACGGCCUUGUAACGCGGUGAAUGCUUCACCGCCUUUCUCUACGGGGAUGUUGCAAUCACCGCAUUUCUUUACAGCGGUGAUGCAAUUCACCGCUCUCCUCUCGUGCGGUGAUGCAAUUAUCGCCUUACUCUGCCGCGAUGAAGGCCCAAACAUGUGUAGAUUGAAAUUUUUUUUUAAAAACAUGUGUAACUUUGGAUUUUUUUCCUACUUAUCCCUCUCAUCAUUAAAGAGUGCAAUACAGAUUCCCAUUUGGUGGAAAAACCCUUCCUGCCAUGUGAAUCCUACUACUAUCCAGCAGCACAGCCGGUUUACUUCUUACGGUCCCUACCUUUGAUUAAGUCUAAUAAUUAAUAAGUGCUGCAUUAACAAAUAUCUGGCGAAUGCAUGGCCAGACAAGAAAGGACAGCAGCAGACAUGCCCCUGACCUCGACUCCCUCGUCACUUAUUCUUCUCCAGAGUAAUUUUAACUAUUGACUGAGCUUCGUAAUCCCUCUGUUUUCAUUUCUUUAACCCUUCCCCUUACCACCUGGUUGGCUUCAAUCUGCCAUCUCCCUUUUCUCAAAAUUUAUCCAUUGGAGUUUUUCCAGGCUGCUUAACUUAGCUUUUCCAUUUCGUGUUGAUCUCCCGCCCAAUUGUCCCUUUUUUAUUUGGCAGGAAAGCAGAAGUUCUAAAAAGCACUGCAAAAGUAGUGAGAAGAAGAUAAAAAGAUACAGAGAGCAAAGGAAAGGAGGCAGGGGGUGGGUAAUGGGAACAUACCAUGAUCCCCCCAUUUCCCAUUUCCCCCCCAAAUCCUUCGUCAGAAAGUAACCAUCUUCCCCACUUUAACCCUAUCUGAUGUGUCCUUAUCAUAUCAUCCUCAAGGAGAAGAAAAAUCAACAGAGAGAGAGAGAAAGCAAAAGCAGGGCAGCAAAACCCUUCUCCACUUUCCCCACCUUCUCUCCCUUUACUGUGAUGGAGCUGGUUAAGCACACCUAAAGCCACAAACCCAACUCAAUAAGAACUCCCCAUUUCAGCUCUGUGGAAAAACUCUUACUCCCACUCCCUCACAAGCCCUCUCCCAACCUCAACAAUGGUCGCAUCGCCGCCUUCCCUCUGCUUCAUAUCCUUCUUCCUCUGCUCCUUCCUCCUCUUCCUUCCAUCCUCCGGGGCAGUUAACGUUCUGGGUUUGCCGUACAACAAUGGCGGAGCAAACUCUGCAGCAGCAGUUCGAGUUUUCCUCUCAGAUCACACCGCCGUGUCUCCUCCCUCCGCCAUUGCAGGACGAUUAGCUCGGAUCUACGCUCAAAUCAACCUUCUGAUUCCUUCCUUUUCUUCCCGAAGGGAGCUGGCUGAAACUGGGACAGCUAAUUCGGUGAAGGAAGGAGUUACUCUUCCUAUGCCGACCAUAAUCACUGUCCCAGCUACAAACCCUGCUACCCUAACCCCCACAAAUCCCACUACCACUCUCCCCAUCCCCUCUGUCACACCACCCAUCACCGUCCCUCCCGCUAACCCUACCGGCGGAGGAGGGGUUUCUCCCGUGCCGAUCACUAACCCGACAACAACUCCCACUCCACCAGCUGCUACAAUUCCAGGGGCUGGGGCAGGGGGGCAACCGCCGGUGACCAAUCCUGCCACCUCAUACACUCCUCCUGCUGCCGGCGGCGGCGCCGUUGGUGGUGGUGUUACUCCUCCACCUGCUAUGACAAAUCCUGUUGCGCCGCCUGCUGGUGGUGGCGGGAAUGUGCCGGCGGUUCAAGGGCAGAGCUGGUGUGUGGCGAAGUCGGGGGUUUCGGAGGCGGCUCUGCAGGCUGCUCUGGAUUAUGCUUGCGGAAUGGGUGGUGCUGAUUGCUCACAAAUCCAGCAGGGUUCGGGCUGCUAUAACCCCAACACGCUUCAGAACCAUGCUUCUUUUGCGUUCAAUAGCUAUUACCAAAAGAGCCCUACGGCCACCAGCUGUGAUUUUGGAGGCGCCGCUGCUGUCGUUAGUAGCAACCCAAGUUCUGGCACCUGCGUCUAUCCGUCGUCCUCUUCGUCAUCGUCGACACCACCAUCCUCGUCGUCUCCUCCAGCCACGACAUCAGGAACCCCUCCAUUAACACCUUCAGUUCCAAUGUCACCAACAUCAAGUGGAAUUCCAGUCACGAAUCCUGCCACAACUAAUUCAUCUCCUCCUGCAGGGAUGGGGACAACAGGCACUACUGUCACUCCACCGUCGGUGUUGAACUCGAGCAGCCCUGGUGGUGCCACGCCAAGCAUUUUCGGGACCGACAUCCCACCUGGAGUGAACCCGAGUCCAAUGGACGGCUCCCAUUCGUUUGUGUCGAAACCGUUCCUUGGAUUCGUGGUACUGGCUGCAUCCUUCAUCGCAGGAGUAGUCGUUUUUGACAUGUAGAGUUGAUCCACACUAGCUUCAUUCAGUGGAUGAACUCGAACAAGUUCCCUCGUAGUGUACAGAUCGAAGUUGUAGUUUGCAUGGACGAUGGCGGAUGGAGUUGUACCCACGAGGGCUAUGCUUACUACAGGAUGCUAUUGGCCGUUGCUAGCUAGCUAGCUUGCUCUUGUUUAAGAGAGGAGGGCUGUUGGAACAAAGUUAGGGGAUGUAGAAAGAUUUUCAUUGUUGAUGCUGCAUUUCCAUUCAUAUCAUAUGUUACGAUCACAUACAUGUUUUAAUGGCUAGCUAGUAAUUAAUAUUAUGAUUAUUAUUGUCAUCAUCAAUGUUGCUGGAUCGUUAGGUUAGCGGAGUGAAAUAAUCGAGCUUGUAUGUUAGUCUAUGUAUAUCCCUCUUAUGUGAAUCACAUGGCAGAAGUGGUGUUUGAUUCUACACACCGUGCCCGAUGUGCCGAUGAAGCUGCUUGUAAAGACCUAAUUAGUCAAAUUUGCUAUUAUGAUGGAGAGGGAUUGCUUCUACUUAGAAGAGAUUAAAGGAUUUGACACACAGAUGCGAGGCUCGCCGAGCAUCUCCAUAGCCACGAAGCAGGACAAGAGAGGGAAUCACACAUUGAACUCCUAAGCACAUUUCACGACCUUCGAAAAAUGCUCUUGCAUAUACUUGAAUCAUUGAAUAACAAAAUGCUAAAUCGAAC
This is a messenger RNA of Linum trigynum, 3722 nucleotides long. The record is from the annotation of a GenBank genome assembly. Lineage: Eukaryota; Viridiplantae; Streptophyta; Magnoliopsida; Malpighiales; Linaceae.